Molecule: messenger RNA, 852 nt
Organism: Staurois parvus
Lineage: Eukaryota; Metazoa; Chordata; Amphibia; Anura; Ranidae
Source: the annotation of a GenBank genome assembly
AUGGUGAUUGCAGUGUCCAGUGAUCUCACCAUACCAUCUCUACAUCUGGACUCGGUCAGGGUGAUUGGAUUGGACUCCUGCACUGCGCUGACAGUAGAGAACACCAACUCCUUUGUCGUGUUCAGGUUCCCAUUGUCCUGUAGCACAGCAAAUCAGGUGCCCAACGGUCCAAUGAGCUAUAGGGCUACUAUUGAAUCUAGAAGACAAAUACAGACAUGGAGGGGAUCUUCUAUCACUAGGGACAGUACAUUGAGGGUGACUGUGCAGUGCAGCUUCCUUCAAACUGGUAUUGUUCCACUGCUGAACUUUACGGUGAACACUUUGCCACCACCUCUUCCUGUUAGUACAUCUGGUCCUCUUGAGCUGGAGAUGAGGAUUGCACAAGGUCUCGACUAUGCUUCAUACUACACUGAGCAACAGUACCCUGUGGUCAAAGUGCUCAGAGAACCAAUCUACCUGGAGGUCCGCAUCACCGGCAGAUCAGAUCCAAACCUGGUCCUUGUCUUAAAUGACUGCUGGGCCACCAACUCUGCAGAUCCCUCACGUCGUCCUCAAUGGCCCAUCUUGUUUGACAGGUGCCCCUUUAAUGGAGACAACUACAUGAGCCAGCUGAUUCCUGUUGGAGCUCCUUCACAGGCUGUAGCUAUACCAAGCUACUACCAGCGCUUUGUGGUCAGCACUUUCACAUUUGUGGACUCCACCACCCAGCUUGCCCUUGGAGACCUGGUAUACUUCCACUGCAGUGCUUCUGUUUGUGUUCCAUCUGCCAUGGACAGCUGUGUGGCUUCUUGUGGUCCAAGGAGAAGUGAGUAUUGGUGUAAACAUUUUUUCAUACAAAUUUUAAACCCUUAA